Leptopilina heterotoma is the source of this 1800-nucleotide messenger RNA. RefSeq names its product ATM interactor (gene Asciz). Gene Ontology annotation, molecular function: transcription cis-regulatory region binding; DNA-binding transcription factor activity, RNA polymerase II-specific. NCBI's taxonomy places the organism in Eukaryota, Metazoa, Arthropoda, Insecta, Hymenoptera, Figitidae. The transcript has 3 exons. Gene Ontology annotation, biological process: regulation of transcription by RNA polymerase II. The coding region runs from base 17 to 1546 and encodes 509 amino acids. The record is from RefSeq and is a predicted model, not a curated record. Gene Ontology annotation, cellular component: nucleus.
CCGUGUAAAAGAAAUCAUGGAACAAGCGGAGGAAAAUUUAGUGAAAAAAGUGUGCCCACCUGCUGAGGAUUUGAGUGUUGUUUUAAAUGACAUUCGCUGUGAGGAAUGUGAUAUGAGAUUCAAAAAUUUAGCACGCUAUCGAAUGCAUAAUUUUAAAAUUCAUGACAAAAAAUAUAAAUUAAAGGCCAAUGAUGAGACGGAAAAGAACGUUCAAUACCACUGUCCAGUGAAUAAUUGUAUUUAUGCUAUUAAUUGUAAUAGAUUUUUCACACAGAAGAGGUAUUUGAAACAGCACUAUUUGAAAAUUCACGCCGAAAGAAAGUAUCCUUGCACUUUGUGUCCCAAGAGUUUUUCAACAGAAGCUGCAAAAGAGGCACAUGUUAAAGUUUGUGGAAUACGUUUCGAAUGCAAAGUGUGCCAAAAGUUUUACAAUUCCUAUGAAGCGCUUCUUACUCAUGCCAAACGUAAUUUACACGAAGUCGAUCAAAAAUAUAGAAAAAACAGCAGACUAUCAACGGCAAAGAGUAAAGCAGGAAUCAAUUCAGUUCGGAUUCCUCGAUUGCAGAGCAGUAAACAAUUGUCGAAUUCAACAAUAGUUGUUCAAAAGGAGAAUGGCAAAUUUGUAACCAAAGGUGUUUUAAUAGCAAUCGGAAUUCUACAAAAGCUCACUCACAAUAUUGCCGUGCAAACCGACACAACAAUUGAAUCUCAAAUAGACGAUAGCUCCCAAGUUACAAAAAGUAAAAGUGAAGUGACCCAGGAAACGCAAACAAAUCAAAUUCAAAGGAAGGAGAAUCUCCAAAAUACCAAAGAAACACAAACGUCGAGUUCGAUUACAAAGAAGAUGGUUAAAAGUCCUUCUCAAGUGGAUAAAAAAGUGGAAAUUAAAUCACCGGGACUGAUUAUUAAGAAGGACGUGCGAUUGACGGACAACAGUCUCUUUCCCAGCAGUCCCCUUCCACUUCGUCACGAUGUAGCUCUGCCCGAAUUGUGGGAGGACAAAAGUACCCUUGGAACGCAGACGAGUCCCGAGAAGAGUCCAUUUGGCGAUUUAAAUGACACAUUUUGCGAGGACAAUGCAAACAUUGGGAAUGAAUAUUCAUUCUCGGAGACUAAUAAAAUAACUCAAGUUGAUUCAAUUCUCACAGAAGAUUUCGCCGAUAGAUUCAGUAGCAUUGAAACGCAAACGGAAGCCGGUUAUUGUCAAUCAUUGUUCGACUCGGACUCUCUGUCACGAACUUUUAGCAAUGAGACACAAACCACUGAAAGUUUUCACAUUGAACCACUUCAACUUUACAAUAAUUCUUGCACUCAAACUUGCGAUGAAAUUUUGCCCUCCGAUUUGGUAUUGUCGAAUAUUCAAACGCAAACAGCGUGGUCGCAUUUCGUCGAUACGACAGUGUCAACGGAAACACAGACGAGAAAUUUCUUCUGUGAAUCUGGCUGCGAGGACUCGAAUCACGAUUGUCGCUCUUGGCUGAGUAUUCAAACGAAUCACAUGGAAACUCAGACUGAUAUACUUUCGAUGCUGGAGGAAUUAGAUUAAUUUCAAUCAGAGGGAAUUUUUUAUUUUUUAUUCAUUAUUUACAGAGAGAAAGAUUAUUUAACUUUGAGUGAAAUGAGUUUUUUGUUUGCUCGUUUUACAGUGAUAUUAUUAUUUUAUUAAGGGAAAGAAUCAGUGAAAUUUCUGCCACAUGUCAGGGAAAUGGCAGGGAAACAAAAUUUUUGGCAGUAAAAUCAGGGAAAUGUGAGGAAAAAAAUGUUUGUCACGGAAAUUAAGAAAAUUGAGAUUUUUUUCGA